This is a messenger RNA of Saccostrea echinata, 888 nucleotides long. RefSeq lists its product as uncharacterized. Lineage: Eukaryota; Metazoa; Mollusca; Bivalvia; Ostreida; Ostreidae. The record is from RefSeq and is a predicted model, not a curated record. The transcript has 9 exons. Bases 1 to 879 code for a protein of 292 amino acids.
AUGACUGAGAGUUAUAUUAGCCCUGUGCUGAGUUAUGCAUCUGAAAUAUGGGGACGACACAAAGCUAAGGAUGUAGAAAAAGUACACCUUUCAUUCUGUAAAAGAGUACUUAAGGUUAAACAGAAUACAUAUAACAAGGAAGUUAAUAUAAAAUUUUAUUUGCUUUGCAUAUACCUUCAAGCAGUUUUGUUGUUCACGACCAAUAUUGUUAUCGGUUAUGGUCCGCUGUGCAUGAAGUGCCAAGAUGCAACAACCAUAGAAGAAUGCAGACAACAGUAUGAGGUUCCAUGUGGAGAUAAAGAUGGUUGUUAUUUGAGGAAAUAUACCACAGAUAAUGCAGAGAUCAGAUUUGAAGCAGGGUGUUUAGCAAAAACGACGUGUGCCAUUCUGAAUUCUUUACACAACAACCCUGUAGGUAAGCGAAAAGUAGAUCUACUGAGGCCAAAGAAAGAAGUCACCAACUGUUUCCAGUGUUGUAAUGGGUCUUUCGCACAGGGCGGGCCUUGUAAUUCCCAUCUCUGCGGCCAAGCUCCUGCCCCAGAGUUAGUGACCUGUAAAAUGUGUCCUGGUAUUCAUGCUCACAUAGAGAGCUGUUCACACGAAGACGUAUGCCCUCCUGGAGAGGCAUGCUACACAGGUAUACGUAUUGUUGGCAGUGAAGCAAAAUACGUUUUUGGUUGUGCCAAGAAACGAAUUUGUAGGUCGUUAGCUUCAGACAACGUUAGAAAGCCAAGAGAAAUACAUGGGGAUAUUGGUUUAAGCAUCUGUGAUGCCUGUUGUGUAGGCAUUAAUUGUAACGAAGCGGAGUGUUUCGCUCUAAAAAACGUAAUGAAAUAUAGUGAUUACGCAGACAAUUCAACAUCAUCAACCUUCGGAUAACGUCUAUGG